Molecule: messenger RNA, 2128 nt
Organism: Suillus clintonianus
Lineage: Eukaryota; Fungi; Basidiomycota; Agaricomycetes; Boletales; Suillaceae
Product: major facilitator superfamily domain-containing protein
Exons: 22
Coding region: 355-1953 (532 amino acids)
Biological process (GO): transmembrane transport
Molecular function (GO): transmembrane transporter activity
Source: RefSeq, a predicted model, not a curated record
CAGUCAUUCAAAUUUUUCAGUUUUUCGCGGAGUUCUGUAAAACUGGUUGGCAGAACAGUUUCGUCAGUCCCUCGUCAGUGCUACGUCAAGGCCGCGUGAAACCUUCUUGUCCACGUCGUCGAGUUAGUCAGUAGCUAUGUUUCCGAUUUCCCAGAUCCUUGUCUUGCUCCCACUUGUACCUGUUUAAACGGCUUCGCUCGAAUUUUGGACCUAUCGUAUCGCUGGUUAUCCCUCACAAUCUGCGCCUCCCCGAGAUUAAAAGAGAUAUUAUUAUUGUGAGUGCCCCACUUUAAAUUGGCCAUGGGUACCGAAUGGUGACACCUAACUGUUCGCUUCCCAAUUCUCACUGCUACCAUGAGUGUUAGCCCCCAGCGGCCGCAGUCAGAAACGAAGGCAGAUGACUCGGUCGAAGUCGAUGUUAAUCCGCCUGAGGUGGAUUUUGUUGCUUAUUAUGAGCAGGCUAUUGGCCGUUUGGUAGUUGACCCCGAAAAGGCGAAGGUUGAGUUUGGGGAGGUAAUGGCCUCGAGGCUUAAGCUCAGCCCUGAUGGAUUGAAGGUUCUCUGGCCUCAACCCGCCGACGAUCCGAACGACCCACAAAAUUGGUCCGAUUUUCGUAAGACUAUGCAACUGAUCAUCAUCACUAUGUCUGCAGUGGUACCUGACUUCGACUCCGGAAUCGGAAUCGCGUCGAUAUUUGGGCUCGCUCAAACUUAUGACACGACCUCAGGUGUCAUCAACGAUAUGACGUCAAACUGGAGUAUCUUCCUUUUGGGUUGGGGAGGUAUCUUCUGGGUCAUGCUCAUGAGACGCUAUGGUCGGCUGCCAGUACUCUUCUGGAGUCAGCUUUUCGCGCUUGCAUUCUUGGUUGGCGCUACGUUGGCACCAAAUCUAGCCACUUUUGCAGGGAUGCGUUGUCUGACUGCAUUCUUUGGAACGUGUCCCCAGGUGACGGGUCUUUAUGUCGUGACGGAUAUCUUCCCCUUCCAUCUUCAAGCACGGAAGUUGAACAUCUGGACUUCGGGUUUUGUUAUAUCCCCUUUCCUAUCACCUUUUGUUUUUGGUUUCCUUGUAGCGCGUGUAAGCUGGAGGUGGGCAUAUGCCAUAGGAUCUAUCUACAGUGCCAUAGUGUUAUUUCUCAUCGCGUUUUUCAUGGAAGAAACGAUGUAUGAUCGCCGCCUUGUAUCGAAGCCACCACGAACUUCCACAGGACUGCAAUAUCGAAUUGAAACUCUGAUUGGUGUCACUGGAUACAAGGUGGCGAAAUAUAGACCACGAUGGCCAGAGGUUCUACUGGCAUCUUUGGAUGUUGCUUGGCGUCCUCAAUUCUUCUUCGUUGUUCUUUUUGAGGCAUUUGUUUUCGGGUUCUCGAUCGGUGUGAACACGACAAACGUUGUCUUUAUGGGGUCUUCUCCUCCGGUCGGAUUCGGCUUCAGCCAAUAUGCCGUGGCUGGAGCGUAUGCGACUCCCAUUAUUGCUGUCUUUCUUGGCGAAUUCAUUGGUCGUCACACAAAUGACUUCAUUAUGAAUCUGAACAUUCGCAAAAAUGGUGGUUUCUUUGAGGCCGAGAGCCGUUUGUGGACCUGUUACUUAGCCAUGCCGCUUUAUGUCUGCGGCUUUUUGACACUGGGUGCUGGGAUACAAAAUCUCAACGAAGCCGCUCUCAUUAUGGGCUGGGGCAUUGCAAUUGUUGCAAUCACCCUCAAUACUGUUGCAGUGUACGCAUACUGUAAUGACUGCUUCCCUCGCAGGGCAGGCGAAGUCAGUGCCCUCUUAAACUUCGCAAGAUCAGUAGGUGGUUUCGCAGUCGCAUAUUUCCAAGUCCCGUGGGCUACAAAAUCUGGAGCAUUGAUGGUAUUUGGUGUUGAAGCAGCGCUUGUGAUCGCCAUGUUUUUAAUCGCUGUUCCUAUGACACAGCUAAAGGGAAGCUACUUCCGAGGACGCUUUGCCUUAUAAUCAGCAGCACUACUCUACACCCUCUCAAUUCCAAAAAUCAGGAACGAUGAUUUUUCCGUAGAUUUAGAUGCGCUGUCUGGUUACUUCGUGGCGCAUCUAUAUAUGAACUUACCAGUACUAGUACUUAUGUACCCGCCGUCUACGGUCUCUACAAUGCAGUAUUUUUGUGUGUGAA